Ananas comosus (pineapple) is the source of this 2093-nucleotide messenger RNA. RefSeq names its product protein NRT1/ PTR FAMILY 3.1. The record is from RefSeq and is a predicted model, not a curated record. The transcript is spliced from 4 exons. Gene Ontology annotation, biological process: oligopeptide transport; transmembrane transport. The coding region runs from base 152 to 1939 and encodes 595 amino acids. Lineage: Eukaryota; Viridiplantae; Streptophyta; Magnoliopsida; Poales; Bromeliaceae. Gene Ontology annotation, molecular function: transmembrane transporter activity. Gene Ontology annotation, cellular component: plasma membrane.
UCGUAUGUGACUCAGCGACGGCCGACAUGUGGUGUUUGUUACCACUGCAAGUUUGUGUAUAGAGGAACUGUUGAGAGCGAGAGAGAUGAGUACAAGAUCCCUAUAAAUAUGGGGCCAGCGAAAUAUUUGGAGCUCAUGGGAGAACAAAAACAUGGGAGAAGAAAUGGAGGGGGAAAAGAGGAGAGACCAUGGCCUCCUUGACAACAAAAGAAUAGGAGGCCUAAGAACAAUGCCCUUCAUCUUUGCAAACGAGACGGCGGAGAAGCUCGCCGUGGUGGGGUUCUCCACCAACAUGGUGAGCUACUUGACCCAGCAGCUGCACAUGCCUCUCACCAAGGCAGCCACCACCCUCACAAACUUCAGCGGCACUGCCAGCCUGACGCCCCUGCUCGGCGCCUUCCUCGCCGACGCCUUUGUCGGCCGCUUCUGGACCAUCUUCAUCGCCUCCCUCUUCUACCAAAUAGGAAUGACAAGCUUGACAAUCUCAGCCGUGUUCCCCCAGUUCAGGCCGCCUCCGUGCAACCCAGCCGGCCACCAGGAAGCAUGCCAGGAGGCCGCCUCAUGGCAGCUCGCUGUGCUUUAUGUGUCGCUGCUGCUAAACGCGGUGGGCGCAGGCGGUAUCCGUCCAUGCGUGGUGGCGUUCGGCGCGGACCAGUUCGACGAGUCCAACCCGAAGGAGAGGACGAGGACGUGGAACUUCUUCAACUGGUACUACUUCUGCAUGGGCUCGUCGAUGCUGGUGGCGGUGACAGUGAUCGUGUAUGUGCAGGACAACAUCGGCUGGGGGUGGGGGCUGGGAAUCCCCACCGCGGCCAUGGCAGUGUCAGCGGCGUCGUUCGCAGCUGGGUAUAAGAUGUACCGGAGGCUGGAGCCGGCUGGGAGCCCGUUCACGCGGCUUGCGCAGGUCGUGGUGGCAGCAGUCAGGAAGAGGAAGGUGGCGGCCAUUGAUGACCCGCGAAUUUUGUACGAGAAUGAUGAGAUGGACAAAGCCAUUUCUCUCUCUGGGAAGCUCGUGCACACCAAGCAGCUGAGCUUCUUCGACAAAGCAGCGAUCGUCACCAAAUCCGAUGGUGUAAAAGAAGGCUCCUCCGCCACCGCCGCCUCCAGAACUCCUAACCCAUGGCGGCUGAGCACGGUUCACCGUGUGGAGGAGCUAAAAUCAGUCAUCCGCAUGGGGCCUAUCUGGGUUGCAGGCAUCCUCGUCAUCACUGCUGCAGCCCAGCAGGGCACCUUUGCCCUCCAGCAGGCCCGCACCAUGGAUCGCCGCCUCUCCCCUUCCUCUACCUUUCAGAUCCCCCCAGGUUCCAUGUCUGUCUUCACCAUGCUUGCCAUGCUUGUCACCAUAUCCCUUUACGACCGCGCCCUCAUCCCCCUUGCCCGCCGCUUCACCGGCCUCGACCGCGGCCUCUCCUUCCUGCAGCGCAUGGGCAUCGGCUUUGCCAUUUCCAUUGCCGCCACCUUCAUCGCUGGAUUCAUCGAAAUCCGCCGCAAGCACAUUGCAGCCGAGGCGGGCCUCCUCGACUUACCGACCACCACACUACCAAUAUCAGUCUUCUGGCUCGUGCCACAGUACGCUCUCUUUGGAAUGACAGAGGCAUUCACCUCAAUUGGCUACCUUGAGUUCUUUUACGACCAGGCGCCCGAAAGCAUGCGGAGCACCGCCACCGCACUAUUCUGGUUGGUGAUAUCCUUAGGAAGCUAUGUUAGUACGAUGCUUGUCACGCUAGUCCACAAGUAUAGUGCCGGUCCAGGAGGAUCUAACUGGCUAGCAGAUAAUAUAAACAAGGGGAAGUUAGAAUACUUCUACUGGCUCAUCACAUUGCUUCAGGCUUUGAAUUUGGUGUAUUACAUGGUAUGUGCUAAGUACUAUACGUUUAAGCCAGUUCAGAUUAGGGAAGAGGAGGAACAUAGGGUAGUGGAGCUCAACAAUAAGGUUUGAGAUCUGAGUAAUUGUGCAUUGCAAUAAUACACCAAGGGAGUCUGAGCUGAUAUAGGAAGAAAUAUUGCAUGUAAAAGAGUCUUAAGUUGCCAGGAUAAAGAGAAUGUAGAAUUCUGAAAUAAAAACUAUAGAAAGAACACUAUUCUCGAGAGAA